Molecule: messenger RNA, 6512 nt
Organism: Epinephelus moara (kelp grouper)
Lineage: Eukaryota; Metazoa; Chordata; Actinopteri; Perciformes; Serranidae
Gene: zbtb21
Product: zinc finger and BTB domain containing 21
Exons: 2
Coding region: 148-3216 (1022 amino acids)
Biological process (GO): regulation of transcription by RNA polymerase II
Cellular component (GO): nucleus
Molecular function (GO): RNA polymerase II cis-regulatory region sequence-specific DNA binding; DNA-binding transcription factor activity, RNA polymerase II-specific; protein binding
Source: RefSeq, a predicted model, not a curated record
AGCGUUCUUUGCGAUGACCUCAUCCCUGGUGUGGGAUGACGUCAAAUUCAAGAUGGAUGGAAUCACGACCAGCGCGCAGAAAUCUACACAACACUGAAUAAAGUCGCGGCCGUGCGGAGGAAAUACGGUGUUGACGACGGGCAGGCCAUGGAGAGCCUAGUGCAUUACAGCAAUCCCUCCCAUGCCCUCUCAGUGUUAGGGGUUCUGAACGAGCAGCGCCUGCGGGGCCAGAUGUGUGACGUAGUCCUGGUUGUGGCAGACCAGAGGUACCAGGCCCAUAAGAGUGUUCUGGCCGCCACCAGUGAGUAUUUCCAGUCCCUGUUCACACGGAUGGAUGCAGAGUCGCUGAGAGUUGUAAACCUGGACUUCUGUGAGCCGGACGCCUUCGAGAUAGUUCUGAAUUACAUUUACUCCUCCUCACUUUUUGUGGACAAAGGCAGCCUGGCAGCCAUUCAAGAGCUGGGCUACAGCCUUGGAAUCCCUUUCCUCACCAACAUUGUGUCAACAAGGCCACACGCAUCCUACUGCGUGUCUAGAAAAAGGCUUUCGUUCACAGAAGGGGAUGAGAAUGAUGUCCAGACAAGGAGCGUCAUUGUGCGUCGGGUUCGAAAUGACACAACCCAUUCCUCUCGCUCAAAUUAUCAGAGAAAAACAUCAGAGAGAUCAUCAUCUCCCCACUCCACCCGAGAGUCAGCUCUGCCUCCAUCAGAACACAACUCAUAUGAAUCGGUCAGAGACUCUGAAUCCAUCAGCAGGAAAUCAUCGGAGCAGAGUGAAGCUGCCGAAAGAAAGCCCACCUAUCCGUACUCCUCCAUAUUAAAAGGGAAUUCAUCUCAUGUCACAUCUGUUAGGCCCCAGCUGACAUCAUCUGUGUCUUUCAGUGAUGCUGAAGUGCAGCACAUCAGGUUGCAGUCUGGCACUGACCAGGACGCUAAAGAGGAGAAUGAGGAGCUAGAGCCCCACUAUCGCACCAAAGUGCCCUUUCAGGGUCAGCCCACUGAGCCAAGCCAGACCAUUGACAGGAGCGGGCCACUCAUAAAAAGCCUACUCCGAAGAUCAUUAUCCAUGGACAGCCCCGUUCCAGUCUUCUCGCCCACGCUGGAGCUCAAGGAGCUGCAAAAUCGUGAACAGUCAGUUGUUAAAAUGGCAUCAAAGGCAUCUGGGUCGGAAACAUCUGCUCACAAUGGCAAUUCAAAAAGAACAUCCCCCCUGGUUCUCAGGUCAAAGUACCCCAGCAGGUAUGAUGAAAAAACUCAGGUAGACAGAGAAGUCAGUGUGAAAGCUGAGCCCAGCAGUCCACUCGCUGACCCCAUGGACAUUAUUCGAAUCACAGUUGGAGAUGCAUUGCCAGUCAAUCUUAAAGACUUGCAGACAAAUUACGACCAAGGUUCCAAGCCUGACUUCAGUCCUUUUGGGAAAAGAAAGGACAGGCCAGACAACAGAAGGUACCCGUUCAAGAAGAGCAAAAUAUUUAAAGAACAACCCCUCUCACUGGACGAGGACGUGUCAGAAACAGUACCUCAGAGUGCCAGCAGCGACUCUAAUGAAAACAGUGGGGAGCAGCCUCAGAACAAGAUUUUUAAAUGCUGGAACUGUUUAAAGGUUUUCAGGUCCAGCGCUGGACUGCAUCGUCAUGUAAAUAUGUAUCACAACCCUGAAAAGCCGUAUGCUUGCGACAUCUGCCACAAGCGCUUCCAUACCAACUUCAAAGUGUGGACUCACUGCCAAACUCAGCAUGGUGUAGUACAAAACCCAGCCUCGUCCUCCAGCUCCUCCGUACUGGAUGAGAAAUUUCAAAAGAAGUUGAUAGAUAUUGUGCGAGAGAGGGAGAUAAAGAAAGCCCUGCUGUGGAAGCUGAAGAGGAAUAAGCAGGGCCUGCAAUCUCCUGCACUCACCAAAAAGAGAUCAAGACCCAGCUUUAUAUGCCCUUACUGUGGGAAAGUAUUUGUGUUCCAGUCUCAGUACAGACAGCAUUUAAGGACACAUCCUGCUGAAAAGGCUGAUCAGGACACAGCGGAUGAAGGCAUCCUCUACCAGGAGCAGGAUGAGAACAUUCAACAGAAGAACGCAGACGCUGGUGUUUUCUCCUGUAGACUCUGUAAUAUGAAGCUGUCUUCACUCUUCGAGCAGGGCGACCAUGAGAGGGGCUGUCGACACGCAACUGUAUGCCCCUACUGCGGCCUCCGAUUCUCAAGUCCGACGGUCAAGAAGGACCACGAGGCACAUUGUAAGUACAAGAAACUGACGUGCCUGGAGUGCAUGCGGACCUUCAAAUCUUCCUUCAGCAUAUGGCGCCACCAGGUGGAGGUCCACAACCACAACAUGAUGACAAUUAAAGACCAGAUUCACCUGAGGCAGCAAGAGAACAGUGAAGAGGCGUCUGAGAUGCUCGUUGACGAGCAUUAUAAUGACGAGCCUCUAGCACCGGGAAGCUCAAGAGAGAACAUCGCUUACAGUGACUCCUCAGGUCCGCCCAUGUACGAUUCAGAAGACUCCUCAUCCUAUGUGCCUGAGGACCUGAGCAUGGGCCAUCACGGCAAGCUGGUAGUAAAAGAAGAGCCAUUAGAGGAGGCCGUGAGUGAAAUGGAAAACGCAGAGUCUGCCAAAUCUGGGCCUGAGGAACCCGGUGUGUGGCCAUGCGAGAAAUGCGGAAAUCUUUUCAGCUCUCGCAAAGACCUGGAACGCCACCAGGAGCUGCUAUGCCACAUCAAACCGUUCAUCUGUCACAUCUGCAACAAAGCCUUCAGGACCAACUUCCGCCUUUGGAGCCACUUCCAGUCCCACAUGUCGACUGCUAACGAACCUGGAGCCAAAGAGAUCGACAGACACCCCUCACCUCUGUCUCCCUCCCCUCCCACGACCCCUCAAAACACCGACCGCCCCUCCCCGCAGGCCUCCGUGCUCAAAUCCACCCAGACGGCGCCAGUAGCCGCAGCAAUGGCUGAGGAGUCCAGCAGCCCAGAGCCCUGUAGCUCAUCAGUAAGCAAGACGAAGAGGCCUGAACUCGAACGGCAAGCCAGCAGCCACAGCCCUCUGUCAAGGUCGAACAGCGUGGAGAACCCAGGUGGCCCUCAGGAAUCAGACACACUCUUUUACCAUGCACCAUCUCUCUCUGCCCUGACGUUUAAGAGGCAGUACAUGUGUAAACUCUGUCACAGGACCUUCAAGACGGCCUUUAGCCUCUGGAGCCACGAGCAGAGUCAUAGCCACGUGUAAGCAUCAGACAAGUUACAAAGUAGUGCAUUUCUCAUGAAAGACAAUAUUUAAUAUUAGAAUCAGACACCUCAGCCUAUGAAAGGAAGACUUUGAAUGUAUAGCUUAUUUGCUUGCCUCCAAUGUCAUAUAUAUUGAAGUGGCCAUGUUCAUUAGAGGUGUAAACGUGAAUGUGCAAUCAAGUGCUAGAUUCCUCUGUGAGACGAGAUGAUUAUAACUGGUUUAUUUUCCUUUCAAAAUGAGCUAUAAGCAUUUAUCUAUUUGAAACCUCUUUUAGUUGUCUAAUUGUAUUAUCUAUCUUGGUGUUUGAGAAAACAAGGUACAGAGUUGCACCCUCAUUUCUUCAGCUGUACCGUGUUUGACUUAAAGGUCCAGUGUGUAGGAUUUAGUGGGAUUUAUUGACAGAUAUGGAAUACAAUAACUAUGUUUUCUGAAAAAUAAUGACAUAAUUGUUACCGUAGAAUGAGUGAUUAUAUCUACAUAGGGAGCGGGUCCUCAUCCACAGAGAUCGCUAUGUUUUUACGGUAGCUUAAAACAUAUAAACCAAACACUGGCUCUAGAUCGGGCCAUGCACGUUUUCACAUCGGCCACAGUAGUUAGCAGCCCCUCUAUAACGAGAGCAACAGAAAAACAGCUUUAUUCAGUGUUUUACUUAUUUAAAUCAACUAUCAACUAUCAAAUCAACUAUGAAAAGAAAAAAGGAGAGCACACAUUAGCAGGUGCUGGGCUACCGACCCGUCUCUGACAUGCCAAACAGCAUUGUAAAAACACAGAUGUAUAACAAUAAACUGUUUUAUUCAGUUUUUUACCAGUUUAAAUUACUGGAUCCAUUUGUUUUGGAGAGGAAGAGUCCUCUGUGGAUAAUUCGGCUCCCACUAAAAUCCUCCUGAACACCUGGAUCAAAAAUAAGGUGAACACACAUUAGGUUAUCAGAGGAAAUAGGCGAGCACACAUUACCAGGUGUUGGGCUAGUGGCCCUUCCCCGCCAUGCCAAACAGCAUCAGAAAAACACUGAUUUGUGACGUGAAACUGCUUUAUUCAGUGUGUUACUGGUUUUAAUCACCAGGACUGUGUGUUUUGGAGAGGAGGAGACCUCUGUGGAUAAUUCGGCUCUAGGUACAAACCUCCUGAAUGUUUGGAUCUUAGGUUAUCAGAGAAAAAAAAGGCGAACACACAUUAGCAGGUGCUGGGCUAGCCGCCUGUCUCCGACAUGCCAAACAGCAUUGUAAAAACACCGAUUUAUAACGUGAAACUGUUUUAUUCGGUUUUUGAAUAGUUUAAAUAAACAAGGCCUUUUGUUUUGGAGAGGAGGAGACCUCUGUGGAUAAUUCGGCUCCUGAAUAUCUGGAUCAAAAAUAAGGUGAACAUACAUUAGCAGGGCUAGUAGCCCAUCUGCGACGAGCCAAACAGCAUAAAAAAACUACUGAUUUGUAACAUAAAACUACUUUAAUUAGUGUGUUAGUGGUUUUAAUCACCUGGUCUGUCUGUUCUGGAGAGGAUAAUUCGGCUCCCAGUACCAAACAAUGAACACCAAAGGAAUUCUAACCAGGAGAAGCUUCAGCUGGUUGCAAUCUGCACAGCUACACAGCUACCACUAAAUCCCACUAAAUACCCCUAAAUCGUACACACUGCUCCUUUAAAGGUACAGCGACAACUAUAUACAUUGUUUUCACAGAGUGUGAAAAAACGUGGUCAAAUUUUUUGGAGGCUGCAGUUGAAUUACAGAAUAGUGAGUUUUGCUUUUGUAUCAGAUCUAUCUCUUGGUGUGAGUGGCAGGCAACCCUUAAAGUAACGUUGGUGGCCUCAACAAUGUUUUCAAUAUGCACUUUGUUUACCAGUUUGAUUCUGUCAGAGGGGGAUAGUCCAGAAUGUUUCCUCGGAUCAUUUCCCUCUUGGUGCAGACGUUUAAAUGAUAAAUAGGCCCAGUAGUUGCUGUUUUAUUUUUUCAUACUUUGCAUUCCUUUGCAUUAGCUCUUUCAUAUUUGAGUUUGCCUUCGCGUCAUUUUGUGUAAUGGGCCGAUUGAAUACGACGUUCAGUAUAAUGAAAACCUAUAUCACAGACACACCUCAGAUACUUGUUGUUUUAGGCCUAACAUUUCAGUAUGCAGCCGAGAUCAAUUGCUUACAGCCUUCACUCAGUACUUAUAAUUUAUCUUCCUAAGUACUAGCCUGGUGAAUAAUUUCUAUGUGUAUACAAUAUGUGUAUACAAAUUAAUGAGUUUGUGCAAUCAAAAAGUCAUAAGGUUUCACAGGUAAAUGAUCAUGAAUAAUUGCUGAUAAAACUCAUUUGUAAAAGGUGCUCACAUCAGCUUACUAACAAAAGUGAAAAUAAUGGGCUUGGUUGAUUUGAUAGUAUCCGAAAUACUAGAUAACAUCAUUCAAGUAUUUGGCUCUUUACAUCACAUCUGAAAUAUUUAUAGCAAGCAAACUUCCUGAAGAAUGUUCAAAAAGCACAUUGCAGCGUAGUAAUGGAAUUAUUAUACUCAAAUAAUAAAUACGACAAUAUUAUUUUGUUAUAUAUUAGACAUCGUCACAAUUUCCAAAUCACUAAAGUCCACCACCCCAGUGCAACACCAUUGUGGUAAUUAACCAAGCUUUACAAUGCUUCGAUGGCCUUAUGCAACUUUGGAAAUAUUGUGUCGUUAUUAUUUUACAUGAAAGCACAAUAGAGAUUCAGAUGACUUAUGACUCAGGCUUUUCAAGAAGAGGGAGGCAUGAGAAAUCUUUUAUCCUACGGAUGGUGAGAAAGUGCUCCUGCUUCCUAAAGAUUUAUUAUUAAAGAUUGUGUUGAUUGUAUUCCAGUUGUUUCACAAUUGUAUUCUUGUACAAGUAUAUACUUCUGCUUUGGCUUGAUGGAUUAGACCUUCGUCAUAAAUUAUUAUGAUUGCUACUAUUCGGGAGAUGUUGCAUUCAAAGAGUGCUCCACAAAGACUUACGGGAAUUUUGUUUUCCUCUAAAUGAGCAACGCGAGCUGCAUUGUGAUGUUAAAUUCUUUGGAGAAAUUCUGUAUUGAUAAUAGUGCUCUUAAUUUCUUGUGAUAAAGACUUUCUGAAAGUUUCACAGAAAUGAUUAGAAUUGUGUACAUGGAAGUGUUUGUAUCCUCGAUUUUGUACCAAUUUUGUUAGUAAACAAGAGUUUUAUCUUUUUAGUAUUCCUGUGCUCUCACUGCAAUAAUGAAUAUUUGUAUCAGCAUUGGUUGCAUUAUUGUUGCUUUUGGAAACUUGCAGCUGUUUUGUGUUUAGGUUUUUCUACAGUUUUUGUGCUUCAUUUCUGUAAUAAAGAGUAACAAUGGAGUAUAU